This is a messenger RNA of Hylaeus volcanicus, 879 nucleotides long. RefSeq lists its product as uncharacterized. The transcript is spliced from 4 exons. Bases 155 to 751 code for a protein of 198 amino acids. The record is from RefSeq and is a predicted model, not a curated record. NCBI's taxonomy places the organism in Eukaryota, Metazoa, Arthropoda, Insecta, Hymenoptera, Colletidae.
CUCUGCUUAAAAUCUCCGUUCGUAAUUAUUUCCCGCGUUUUAUAAGAAUCUCAAGUUUAUGGCCGCUGGUACUGAUUGUUCGAGGGUAUACGAUUGAUUUUUUGAGAAAUUACUAUUGGUCGAUGUGAUUUCAUCGGUACAAGUGACUCGGAGGAUGACGGUGUUAAACGUGAAAUUUUUAAUACUCGUGACGUUGGUGAGUUGCGGUGUUUUUGCUCGAAACACGGACAGUAACCACGAUCUCCUAAAAGAGACGCACAAGAAGAAGUACGGGGGUUCCAUGUUGAUGGAAAUCGCGAAGGAGCUUGUGCAAAGGUCCUCGAGUAGCAGUCAGGUGCUAAAUUUGAAUUUGUCAAAUUUAUUGCUGCUUUUGGUACUAAAAGCAAUCGUAUUCGGUGCUGGAUAUUUAGGCAACCACGGUCACAAAGGCCGUGAUCUGGAAGAAGAAAAUAUAAUAUCCGAAGGAGAGGUUGCGUUGGCGCUGGGAUAUCUAAUAGGAGACACGUGUUUGUACAGAGCAGCUUGCGAAGAACCACGCGUAGCAAAAGAAUACGUAGGUGCCGCAGAAAUGAUUAUUGAAACGAUGAAAUUGUUACCCCAAAGUAAGUCAAUCGAGGAGAAAUACGAAAAAACUCUGAUGGAAUUUCGAAAGGCCAUCGAACAUGGUACCAUCGAUGGUUGUCCACCAGAAUAUACUUGUAAAAAAGAGAACAUCAAGAACUUUUUGACGGAAGAAAGGAAACAAUCGUAAAAAUGUUGCAUGUUACAGUUAUUGGUUGAAAGAUAGUUAGCGUGUUUCGAUACGCGAAUGCGUAUUCAAAUGUACGACACUGAAAUAAAAAAUAAAAACUGUUUUCCUUACAAAAUUGUUUGUUCAUU